This is a messenger RNA of Torulaspora delbrueckii, 546 nucleotides long. It is a transcript of the gene NIP7, whose product is annotated as ribosome biosynthesis protein NIP7. Gene Ontology annotation, biological process: ribosome assembly; ribosomal large subunit biogenesis. Gene Ontology annotation, cellular component: nucleolus; nucleus; preribosome, large subunit precursor. NCBI's taxonomy places the organism in Eukaryota, Fungi, Ascomycota, Saccharomycetes, Saccharomycetales, Saccharomycetaceae. The record is from RefSeq and is a predicted model, not a curated record. Gene Ontology annotation, molecular function: RNA binding. The coding region runs from base 1 to 546 and encodes 181 amino acids. The transcript has a single exon.
AUGAGACAACUUACAGAGGAGGAAACGAAAGUUGUUUUCGAGAAAUUGGCUGGUUACAUCGGUAGAAAUAUAUCAUAUUUGGUGGACAACAAGGAAACGCCUCAUGUUUUCAGACUACAAAAGGAUAGAGUUUACUAUGUGCCAGAUAGUGUGGCCAAACUAGCGACCUGUGUUGCCAGGCCUAAUUUAAUGUCAUUGGGGAUUUGUCUGGGAAAAUUCACCAAGACUGGGAAGUUUAGACUGCAUGUAACAGCUCUCUCAGUACUAGCGCAAAACGCCAAGUAUAAGGUCUGGAUUAAGCCUAAUGGUGAAAUGCCCUUCCUAUACGGUAACCACAUACUAAAGGCUCACGUUGGUAAGAUGUCCGACGAUAUUCCAGAGCACGCGGGAGUGAUUGUGUUUUCAAUGAACGAUAUCCCACUAGGUUUUGGUGUGAGUGCCAAGAGUACAAGCGAGGCAAGAAACCUGCAACCCACAGCUAUCGUGGCCUUUAGACAGGCUGAUAUUGGUGAAUAUUUGAGAGAUGAGGAUACACUGUUCACUUGA